Linepithema humile (Argentine ant) is the source of this 2269-nucleotide messenger RNA. RefSeq names its product protein tweety. The record is from RefSeq and is a predicted model, not a curated record. NCBI's taxonomy places the organism in Eukaryota, Metazoa, Arthropoda, Insecta, Hymenoptera, Formicidae.
GGUACUUCUGCAGGAGUGCGGUGAAAGUGACAGGUCAGCUGCAGUUAUGUUCGCACCUCUCACACCCCUGCCUAGAUUCAACCCUGCGCAUAGGGUUGCUACUGCGCACGCGACCACCGGAGGGUGAAACAGGACAGGGCGAAAAUGGAAGAAGGAAGAAAGAGAAAGGGCGAGAGGGAGCCGCGCGUGCAGUGCGGCUGUCUGCGGCUGUUAGUCGGUGCUCGCGGGUGGUCGCACGCACGCUCGGGGGUGACGGGUGCGCCUACAUUCGCGAGGAGGGCGAUGGAGGCUACGUGCGCCUCGCUGGCGAUUAAAGUGAGACGCGCCAUUCGUUGAGUCGCCCUCGCCGUCACCGUCGCGUUCGUGUUCCGCAUCGUCCGUGGAAAACUGUGCACGGACAGACGGAGCGGCGCGAAAAGACGGAAUUCCUAGCGAACAACGGGGCGACAAAAUGUCGACGUACCACUAUUUAUCGUGAACGAGUGGAGGGAACAAGGGAGAGAGAGAGAGAGAGAGAGAGAGAAAGAGGGAGAGGGAGAUAGAGAGAGAAAGAGAAAAGGGGGUUGAACACACGGUGGCGAUAUCUCUCUUGAAUUGUUGAAAGGGGCAAGAGAGAAAGAGUGAAACGCACGAGGGAAAAAUAAGGGGGAGAGGGCGGAAGAGAAAGAGAACUCUUUCGGACGAGAGAGCAAAGGGGCGGGCGACAUGAAACCGAACGAGCAUCAGCACCAUGCGACGCGAACGUAACUCGUAACCGGAAGAAAGGCCAGCGGCAGGAGGGGCUGCUUUGAGACGAGCAGAGAAAAGGCCCGGCGAGCCGCGGAGCGAUGUAUGCCGCGGCGGGUGGUGCUAGCAUCGCCAAUCGGAGGAAGCAGAAGCGGCUGCAGCUCAACAAGCAGACGCCGGUCAACGUCGUCCCACCAAGACUGAAGGGCGUACCGCCUGGCUCGCGCCAGCAGCAGCAGCAGCACCAGCAUCAUCACCACCAGCACCAGCACCAGCACCACCACCAGUUCCAUCACCAUCACCAGCACCAACAUAAUCAUCACCACCAUCACCAUCAUCACCCGACCAAGUUCGCCACCCGUCCGCACCAAGUUGCAUCCGCGUCGCAAGCCCCGCGAGCGCAUCCGCAGGCGCCGACGUCGACGUCGUCGUCGUCCGCCGCGUUCCACUCGGCCAUCGACGAUCGGCGCCGUCGCGCCGACCACCGCAAGUCCCAGCAGGUCGUGCCGGUCUCGCCGAUCCAGUUCCCGAUCUCACCGCCCCCGCUCUCCCUCGAGUCCUCGGCGUCCGCCACCACCUGCCCGCCGGCCAGCAAGCCCAGCAACUUUCCCUUCCCGCCGCCCUCGAUCCUCGAUCUCCGAGUCUCGCCUCCUACGUCGGAGCUACAGUGCGGCGGCCAGGGACCUAGCGGUAAGGCAGCGUGGCAAGGAUGCAGCAGACCCUCGCCCCUUCCCUUAUCACCCAUAUCGCCUGGAUGUCGCGGGGAUGCCUACAAUGCGAGGACGAAACAAUGCGAGGCGCAUCGGCGGUGGAUGAAAAGAAACAGGAUAAGAGACGCCAGUUACUGCUACGGGAGCAGCGGCGAGGACGACGAGGAAGAUGACAGCAGUAACGCCAUACGUCAGCGGGGAGAAGUCAGCGCGGCGGUCAACACCGUGCUCUACGUGGGUUUAGGGACCACAGCACUCGGUUUAGUUAUCUCGUUCGUCGGCACCGGGGAGAAGGGCUUCCUGAGCCCGCAGCUGAGGCUGGUCGGUCCGUCGCUUUUGUGCGCCGGACUGCUGUGCUGCCUGUUCCGCGUGUUGCUGUGCCUCUGCUUGUGCCGCUGCGGACAGUGUCGCUGGCGAUUCUGUCACGUCGCCUCGCAGAAGAAGGAGAAGGCGAGAAAAGCGGACACGCACCCGGGACCGGGAACGCUGCCGACCGCCUCGCUAUUAUCGCCGAUGCAGCAGCAGGAACGACCGUGUGCCGCGCCCACGAGCCGCUCCGUGUCACCAGCGACGAAGGGACACGAGCUCCUGCUCUCACCUGCCCAAUUACCAGAAUGAAGGGGACGACAACGUGCUGCGCCGAACGAACGUUUUCUACGAAAUGAACUCUAUAUGUACUAUAUACGCCGAUUUACUGCCGGUUCUCGCCCAAUUACUCGACUGUAGUUUCCAUUGCGGCCUGAACCGCGAGUUCUCGCAGCCUAAAGAGUAGUCUAAAAAUGCAUCUUUAGAGCUUAAACAAUAGAAAAAUAAAGGAAUCGGCUAUGUUUUUC